This is a messenger RNA of Cheilinus undulatus (humphead wrasse), 1472 nucleotides long. It is a transcript of the gene tk2, whose product is annotated as thymidine kinase 2. Lineage: Eukaryota; Metazoa; Chordata; Actinopteri; Labriformes; Labridae. The transcript is spliced from 10 exons. Gene Ontology annotation, molecular function: ATP binding; deoxynucleoside kinase activity. Gene Ontology annotation, biological process: nucleobase-containing compound metabolic process. Gene Ontology annotation, cellular component: cytoplasm; mitochondrion. Bases 61 to 894 code for a protein of 277 amino acids. The record is from RefSeq and is a predicted model, not a curated record.
GGUCACACGCUUUCGUGCUUCAUGUAAUAACAGAUAGAUUCCGGCCCCUUCUCCUGAGAAAUGUGGACAGUUGGUGGUCGUGUGGCCUUUCUGUUAAAGGCUGCCGUCAUUUCGUCUUCUUUCCGUGUUGUCAGGUGUAGCCGAAGUAAGAAGUUACCUGCCGGGCGCGUCAACGUUAUGCUGACGAGAGCAUGCAGCGUCACACAGCACGCUAGAAACGUUACAGGGAAGCUGGAGCGAAAUGGAGAGGCUAAGAAACCAGUGAUCUGUAUUGAAGGGAACAUUGCCAGUGGGAAGACUACAUGUCUGAAGUACUUCAGCGAAACUAGCAAUAUAGAGGUCCUAACAGAACCGGUCUCUAAAUGGAGGAAUGUCCGUGGACACAACCCUCUGGCACUGAUGUACCAGGAUCCAGAGCGCUGGGGCAUCACACUGCAGACCUAUGUCCAACUCACCAUGCUGGAUAGACAUCUGUCAAUGAUAUCUGCUCCUGUCAGAAUGAUAGAGAGGUCCAUUUUCAGUGCCAAAUACAUCUUUGUGGAGAAUCUCUUCAGAAGUGGGAAAAUGCCAGAGGUGGACUAUGCAGUCCUCAGCGAGUGGUUUGAUUGGAUAUCGACCAACAUUUCCCUCCCUGUUGAUCUAAUAGUUUACCUGCAGACGUCUCCUCAGACCUGCCAUGAGAGGUUAAAGCAGAGAUGCAGAGAGGAGGAGAAAGUCAUUCCAAUGGAGUAUCUGGAGUCCAUCCACCAGCUGUAUGAGGACUGGCUCAUCAAUCGCACCUCCUCCCCUCUGCCUGCUCCUGUUUUGGUUAUUCCAGCGGACCACGACCUCAAAAAGAUGCUUCACCAGUACGAAGAAAACCGGGACAAAAUACUAGCUGCUGGCUACCUCUGACACACGCAUACAUGUAAUAGGUUUAUUAACCUCUUUAUCUUUAAUAUAGCUGCUCUGUUAAGUUACACGGUUUACACGGUUACAAGGUUUUACACAGGUUAUCUCUUCAUGUUGGGUUUGCGAUUACUUCACUGUUGCUUGUUACUGCAGGGUUCAUGUGCCGUAGGAAUACGAGCUUCUUAAAGGAAAAAGAAAACUUAAGAUGGCAUCAGAUGGAACUUCAUUCUAAAAAUAUUUAUUCUAAGUUCUCUUUCUAUCGGGUGAAGAGGAGUCUUUGAAACAAAUCUUAUUUAAGACCAAGUAAAAUAUUUUACCUGCUUAAACCAUCAUUAUAAGCUCUGAGGUUUAGCUGAUUCAUUCCACGUUGUAUGUAGUUUAUGUUCCAGCUGUUAGUUACGGCUUUUAUUUAUUUUGCCAUUUUUUCACACUGAGUUUCAACUUUUGCAACACUUACAAACAGUAUGUGAAGAUGCUCUAUAAUUGAACACCAUGUCAUAAGUUUCUCUGUAAGUCUUAUGAAUGAAGAUUUAUUCUGUUCUAUGUUUUCCUACAUAAAUAAGUAAAUUUUUUAAUCCCAA